AUGGAGGGCGCCCAGGAGAAGGCUCUGGAGCCUAGCCCCUCCGCCCCCGGGUCCGAAGAGCCUUCAGGUUCUGUCAGAGGCCCCGAGGAUUUGCCUCCCGAGGAAUCCCAGGGCUGCGCCCGGCCCCCAGAGGCGGCCCGAAAGAAACUUUGUGGGUAUUUAAGUAAGUUUGGCGGCAAAGGGCCCAUCCGGGGCUGGAAAUCCCGCUGGUUCUUCUACGACGAGAAGAAAUGUCAUCUGUAUUAUUCGCGGACCGCGCAGGAUGCUAAUCCCUUGGACAGCAUCGACCUCUCCAGUGCAGUCUUUGACUGCAAGGGGGACGGUGAGGAGGGGACUUUCGAAAUCAAGACUCCCAGCCGAGUUAUAACCCUAAAGGCCGCCACCAAGCAAGUGAUGGUGUACUGGCUGCAGCAGCUGCAGAUGAAGCGCUGGGAGUUCCACAGCAGCCCACUGGCACCCGACGCCACGCUGGCUGGGAAUGGGCCUGCCUUGCACCUCGAGCUAGGGCAAGAGGAGGCAGAGCUGGAGGAGUUCCUGUGCCCUGUGAAAACACCCACUGGGCUCGUAGGCACAGCAGCUGCCUUGCAGCCGGUCCCUACCAUGCCCUUGGCCCUUCAGAAUAUUUCCCUCAAGCACCUGGGAACUGAAAUACAAAACACAAUGCACAACAUCCGUGGCAACAAGCAGGUACAAGGAACAGGCCGUGGACCUCCAGGGGAAGAGGCUCCACAGAGCGGGGAGCCUCAGAGGGAGGAGCAGCCUGUGGCCCCUGACCCCAGCACCCCAGUGAGAGAGCCAGCAGAUUCUCCAAAGCCUGUACCCAAGUCCUCUCUGACCACCAAUCUCAUUCAGAAAGCCAAGCGCCAGAACAGCACCUUCCCGCUCUUUUCCGAAGGACUCACAUGGAACCGAACUGCCCAGGAGAAAGUGGUGGCCUUGGAGCAACAGGUUCUGAUACUCACCAAGGAGUUAAACUCUCAGAAGGAGCUGGUGAGGGUCCUGCAUAAGGCACUGGAGGCUGCCCAGCAGGAGAAGAGGGCGUCCAGUGCAUACCUGGCAGCAGCUGAGGACAAGGACCGGCUGGAGCUAGUGCGACACAAAGUUCGGCAGAUCGCAGAGCUGGGCAGGCGGGUGGAGGCGCUGGAGCAGGAACGCGAGUGUCUGGCCCGGGAACUGAGCCUGCGUGAGGAGCAGGUGCAGGAGCUGCAGCAGCACGCACAGCUGCUCAUGGACAAGAACCAGGCCAAGCAGCAGGUCAUCUGCCAGCUCUCUGAGAAGGUCACCCGGGACUUCAUGCACCUCCCUGACCCUGCUGACAGGGACCCCCUGAGCCAGCAGGAGACUAUAGAGCACUUGAAGGAUGACAUGGAAGCCUACCGGACCCAGAACCGCUUCCUGAACUCCGAGAUCCACCAGGUCACAAAGAUCUGGAGAAAGGUGGCUGAGAAGGAGAAGGCCCUCCUGAUGAAGUGUGCCUACCUGCAAGCCAGGAACUGCCAGGUGGAAAGCAAGUACCUGGCGGGGCUGCGGAGGCUACAGGAGGCCGUGGGAGACGAAGCCAGCAAGUAUGCAUGUGCGGAGCUGCUGAGGCAGCUCACCCAGGAGGCUCUGCAGUGGGAAGCUGGCGAGACUUCUGACAGCAUGGAGCCAAGCCCCAUCAGUGAAUAUGACGAAUAUGGCUUCCUGAGGGUGCCUGACUAUGAUGUGGAGGACGUGAAGCUGCUGGCUAAGAUCCAGGCACUGGAGGUGCGUUCUCACCACCUGCUGGGCCUCCAGGCGGUGGAGCGGCCACUGCGGGAACGCUGGGCUGCCCUGGGUGAGCUCAUGCCUUCGGCCGAGCUCAAGCAGCUGCUGCGGGCAGGAGUGCCCCACGAGCACCGGCCACGCGUCUGGAGGUGGCUGGUCCAUCUCCGCGUCCAGCACCUACACACACCUGGCUACUACCAGGAGCUUCUGAGCCGGAGCCAGGCCAGUGAGCACCCUGCCGCCCGCCAGAUCGAGCUGGACCUGAACCGUACCUUCCCCAACAACAAGCACUUCACCUGCCCUACCUCCAGCUUCCCGGACAAGCUCCGCCGGCUGCUGCUCGCCUUCUCCUGGCAGAACCCCACAAUCGGCUACUGCCAGGGCCUAAACAGGCUGGCAGCCAUUGCUCUACUGGUCCUAGAAGAUGAGGAGAAUGCCUUCUGGUGCCUGGUGGCCAUUGUGGAGACCAUAUUGCCAGCUGAUUACUACAGCAAGAUGCUAAUGGCAUCCCAGGUGGACCAGCGGGUGCUCCAGGACCUCCUCUCAGAGAAGCUGCCCAGGCUGAUGGCCCACCUGAGGCAGUACCGUGUGGACCUGUCCCUCAUCACCUUCAACUGGUUCCUUGUGGUCUUUGCAGACAGCCUCAUCAGUGACAUCCUCUUCCGGGUCUGGGAUGCCUUCCUGUAUGAGGGGACCAAGGUGGUGUUUCGCUAUGCCCUGGCCAUCUUCAAGUACAACGAGGAGGAGAUUCUGAGGCUGCAGGACAGCCUAGAGAUCUACCAAUUCCUGCGCCUUUUCACCAAGACCAUCUGCAACAGCCGGAAGCUGAUGAACAUCGCCUUCAAUGACAUGAACCCCUUUUCCAUGAAGCAGCUGCGGCAGCUGCGGUCGGUCCACCGGGAGCGGCUGGAAAUUGAGCUGCGGGAACUGGAGCAGCUUAAGGCCGAGUACUUAGAAAAGCGGGCAUCUCGGGCCAGAGCAGUGCCCGAGGGCUGCGCCAGUGAGGACGAGGGGGCGGGGGAGGCCUGACUUGGCCAUCGUCACCCUUGGCUGGCAGGUCCUUGGAAGUUGCCCAUCACCACGUGACUAUGGACAAGUCCCUUCCCCUCUCUGGGCCUCAGUCUCCCCUUUGAGACAUUGUCUGCUGCAAAGCCAUUGGUUAGGUUACCUCUUCCUGGGCACUUUCCAGAGAUGCCAGUCCUUUCUUACCUCCCACAGAGCACUUUAGCAUGUAGACAAGCAAGAGUGCUGUCUUUAUAGGAUAAGCUUGAACACUCUCUAGGUUUUAUCAUUAUAAAACAAUGUAAAUGUUGGAAAU
Otolemur garnettii (small-eared galago) is the source of this 3064-nucleotide messenger RNA. RefSeq names its product TBC1 domain family member 2 (gene TBC1D2). The record is from RefSeq and is a predicted model, not a curated record. The coding region runs from base 1 to 2775 and encodes 924 amino acids. The transcript has 13 exons. Lineage: Eukaryota; Metazoa; Chordata; Mammalia; Primates; Galagidae.